AUGGAGAACUGGGGCAGACCGGAGAAGAUCACUUACAAGCGGUGGAGAAAUCCUGAUGAGGGGGGCAAGUCCAAUUUUGUGGGCCAAAGCGAUGAAGUUCAGGGCUCAGACUAUGAGAUCUGCACUGUAGCCUCAGCAGCUCUAGACAUGGGAAUUAGAAAGUCUUCAUCUGGAUCUAGACCAGAUAAAAGUGAAGACACUUUUACAGUUGAAGAUGCACUAGAGGCCGUCGGCUUUGGCAAGUUCCAGUGGAAGAUGUGUUUCCUCACUGGACUGUCAUGGGUAGGAGACGCCAUGGAGAUGAUGAUCCUCAGUAUUUUGGCCCCCGAGCUGCACUGUGACUGGAGGCUUCCCAGCUAUCAGGUGGCUCUCAUAACAUCGGUGGUAUUCAUCGGGACAGGGGUCGGCUCACCUCUAUGGGGGAAUUUUUCCGACAAGUACGGCAGAAGAAUCGGCCUGAUCUUUUGCAUGUGCUGGAUUCUGUACUUCGGCCUGCUGAGCUCCUUUGCUCCAGUGUUCGGCUGGCUGUUGUUCCUGCGGGGCCUCGUAGGCUUUGGCAUAGGUGGAGCUCCUCAGGCGGUUACGAUGUACUCUGAAUUCCUCCCAGCGAAGGCCAGAGGCAUCAGCAUCACGAUGAUUGCGGCAUUCUGGGCCAUUGGUGCUGUGUUCGAAGUCCUCCUGGCGUUGUGGAUUAUGCCCACGCUUGGCUGGAGGUGGCUUCUCGGCUUGUCCACGAUACCCAUGGUUGUAUUUCUGUGCCUCUGUUUUUGGCUGCCAGAAAGUCCACGUUUUGACGUGCUAAUGGAGAAAAGAGACAGGGCCAUGGCAACUUUAACACACAUGGCCAAAGAGAAUGGGAAGGCUUUGCCUAAAGGGAAGCUGACUGCUGUCAAACAGAUUCAACGCGGACGUAUCAAAGAACUGUUUGCUCCUCAAUACUGGAAGACGACUCUUCUUCUGUGGUUCAUAUGGUUUGCCCAUGCCUUCUCAUAUUACGGGAUAGUCCUGUUGACAACUGAGCUGUUCCAGGCUGGAGAUUCAUGUGGCUCGACCCAGGGAGCAAAGAUCGAACCAAACUGUAGCCUGGAAUGCAAAUAUUUGACAUCAGCAGACUACAAGGACCUUUUAUGGACAACCUUUGCUGAAUUUCCAGGGAUAUUAGUCAUCGUUGUUGCAAUCGACCGAAUUGGCAGGAAGAAGAGCAUGGCGCUGUGUUUCUUCAUGUUUUCUUUGUGUAUUCUGCCUUUGUAUGCCUGUAUUGGAAGGAUAGCUCUUACAGUCUUCAUCUUUAUUGCCAGAGCGUUCAUCUCUGGAGGAUACCAAGUCGCCUUUGUCUACACACCAGAAGUUUUCCCUACAGAAAACAGAGCACUGGCGAUGGGGACUUGUAGUGCAAUGGCCAAGGUGGGCGCCUUGAUUACUCCCUUUGUGGCACAGGUGAUGCUCAGGAAAUCAGUGUAUCUGACUCUGUCCAUAUACUGCGGCUGCUGUGUGCUGGCUGGCAUCACAGCCCUGAUCCUGCCUAUUGAAACACUUGGCAGGAGUCUGCAGGAGUCCAACAUAGACCAGGAGACAGGAAAUACAAACACCACAACCAGUCAGACAAAUGGUCACACAAACUCUUAGAAAUUACAGCCAGGAGAUGGGAUCAAGACGGGGAGUGAAAGGAUGUUUGGCAUCUACAUCCAAGUGCCAGGCUGGUCUGUGUUUACCAUGGAUUAAACCAUCUGAGUAACGAUGAGCUAAGUGCAACCAUGGAGAGCCUUCACGAGCAGGAAGAGAUACCUGUGGAAUGACCUACCUCCCAUAAUGAGCGUGAAAGUGCAAUGUGUUUGCACUAGUUUGUUUACAAGUGAUCAGGAAAACAAGGACAUUCUCAAAGCAGUAAUAUAGCGUUUUAGCUAAAUUUGUAGCUACAUGUUUAAAGAACGGGUGUGCACUUACAGUGUUUCUCAACUGGUCUAGCCUCAGGACCCACUACCACCAUGAGUAAUCACAAACCACAUUUGUGAUCAUUUUCAACCUCUUAAAAGUAUUUAAUGAAAACUGUUGACCAUGGAGCCUAAUGGAACACAACAUGUAGAUGUCAUGCAUACAGUUUAUUUACACCACUUUCGAUGACAAUGUAAAUUUAGACAUUAACACAUUCUAAUGGGAAAAAAUAAGUCCAGAUCAUGAGAAAACAACCAACAUUUUUCACUACAAACAGCUCUGCAACCUGCUUUUGGCUCCUGACCCACCAGUUGAGAAUCACUGACUCAAAGGACUCAACAUACAGGCUAGUUAAUAUAUUUUGUAAUUAAGAAGAAUAUUAUUGUUUUACUUUUAAAUGUUUUCUAAUUAAAUUUGUAACAUCUACA
Messenger RNA from Cheilinus undulatus (humphead wrasse), 2360 nucleotides. RefSeq names its product synaptic vesicle 2-related protein-like. The transcript has 16 exons. The record is from RefSeq and is a predicted model, not a curated record. Gene Ontology annotation, biological process: transmembrane transport. NCBI's taxonomy places the organism in Eukaryota, Metazoa, Chordata, Actinopteri, Labriformes, Labridae. The coding region runs from base 1 to 1626 and encodes 541 amino acids. Gene Ontology annotation, cellular component: membrane. Gene Ontology annotation, molecular function: transmembrane transporter activity.